ACGGAGAUGUGCGGCACGAACAUUGAUCUGCAAAAUAAAGGUGGUGGAAGUGUCAACCAGUUAGGAGGGGUAUUUCUCAACGGCAGACCUCUCCCAGCAUCCAAGAGGAGGCAAAUGAUUGAACUGGCCUUAGAGGGAGUCCGUCCAAGCCAAAUAUCCAGGAUACUUCGGGUGUCCAACGGGUGCGUCAGUAAGAUCCUGAGCCGUUACCGCUGCACUGGACUCCUGGAGCCCAAAACUAUUGGAGGGAGUCGACCGCGACUUCUCACCCCUAGUGUCAUCUCCACAAUAAUCCAAUACAAAAGGGAAAACCCAACAAUUUUUGCUUGGGAAAUUCGAAAACAACUGGCAGCAAUGCGGUUAUGCAACUCCAAAGUUCCCAGUGUGUCCUCCAUAAAUCGGAUUUUAAGACAGAUCCACGGAACCACGUGCAUGGAGAUCAAUGCGCACAUGAGACCUGACCAGCACCGUGAUUCAGUAAUUGAAGUGAACGACAGACAGAUGUUUGAGACAGUGUGCACUAAUGGCCAGAAACCCAAAAGUUUCCAGUAUCGAAACCGCACCAUUUUCACCCCAGAGCAAAGCAGAGCACUUGAGCAAGAAUUUUCUCACAGUCAGUAUGCAGACAUGUACACAAGAGAGAAACUGUCUGCUGAAAUUAAACUUCCAGAGGACACCAUCAAGGUCUGGUUUUCAAAUAGACGGGCCAAGUGCAGGAGGGAAGCCAAGCAGAAGAGCAGCAUACACACAGCAGACUUUCAUAAGCAAAGCAAUUUUGUUUCCGUGGAUCCAACAAUACCACACAGACUCACAUCUCAACAGGCAGUAAGAGUGUCAAGAGUCUGCUGUGAAAACCCAGAUGUCUCCUCUUCACAUAACACAGUUGUCAGGAAGUUGCAAAAUGGCUACAUUUUCCCAGCAGAAUCAGGUAUGGGGAAUCCUGAACUUCUGACAUCCAUCUCAAUUCCACCCUCAUUCAUCCAGAAGUCUAGUAACAUGAUGACCCAGAGCAUAGACAAGACUCCUCUGGAUCUUCAGAGAGGUAGAUUAAGUUUCCCAUUGGUUCACCAUCCCACAGACAUGAGGGCAUCCCUCCCUUUGCCAUCUGAGACUAUAAGAACAGACCGUCCUCUGAUUCAAUGCUGCAACCAGCAGGGAAUUUCUUUUACUUGGAGCCAGUAUCAGACAAAUGAGAAGUUUCUGUUUGCCCAGCAGCCCUGGCAUGUGCAUGCACAUCACUAUAUGGACUGAGUGAAACCACAUCUCUGAUAUUAGUAAUUAUAUUUCAUAUUCAGGGUUGAUAAGGCAGUUCACUAGAAAGCAACUUACGUAAUUUGGAUGCAGCUCCAUUUCCUGGCUAGAGGGACACAUACUGACCAGCAGAGGGUGACAAAGGACUGGAGUUACAGCCUUAUCCUUUACACAGUUUUUUUCCCAAAUGCCUGCAGCUUUACUCAUCGGUUUUCCUUCAACCCGUACAGUUGAAAUCUCAUUAAUAAGGAGUAACAUAAAUAAAUAUUUUAAGUCUUACUCAGAACUCCAAAUUCUUGCUGUAAUUGUUGUAUGGGUUACACUAGACAAUCCCUGACUUGAAAGAAGGCAACUUUAUAAGACAUGAAGUGCUGAAUAGAGCUAGACAGAUAAGAUAGCAACAUUUUUUUUUCAAAUUAUUUAUUGGUUUUAUUGACA
This is a messenger RNA of Monopterus albus (swamp eel), 1689 nucleotides long. RefSeq names its product paired box 4 (gene pax4). The coding region runs from base 7 to 1251 and encodes 414 amino acids. The transcript is spliced from 10 exons. Gene Ontology annotation, biological process: regulation of transcription by RNA polymerase II; anatomical structure development. Gene Ontology annotation, molecular function: RNA polymerase II cis-regulatory region sequence-specific DNA binding; DNA-binding transcription factor activity, RNA polymerase II-specific. NCBI's taxonomy places the organism in Eukaryota, Metazoa, Chordata, Actinopteri, Synbranchiformes, Synbranchidae. The record is from RefSeq and is a predicted model, not a curated record.